AUGUAUCAGAUUGAUGAAAAUAAAGGAUUUCAAAUCUUAUCGACUACUCCCAAAAACCAAUCAAACAACCCCUUAAAUCAAUCCCAAUUCACAAUUUCAUCAAACCCUAAUAAUAAAUUCAUUACAAAUCUCCACUCAUAUAUCCCACUCCAUGACCUAACCUCUUUAAACCCUAAAUUUGAUACAAACUCAUCAAACCCUAAUAAUAGCAUUAUGAACCCAAACCCUAACCCUAAUAAUCAUAUACUAAGUUCAGAUGAUCAAGAUCAAGCAAGUAAGGAACAAAAUGAAGAACAAGAGAUAAGGAGACUAAAGAGAAUGAUAUCAAAUAGAGAAUCAGCAAGAAGAUCAAGGCUUCGAAAACGAAAACAACUUGAAAAUCUUCAAUCACAAGUUUUGCAACUUCUUGCUGCAAAUCACCAAUUAGCUGAGAAACUUAACCUUGUCAUGGACUCUAAUUAUGAGUUAAUCCAAGAGAAUACUCGACUUCGAGAUGAAUCUAUUUGUUUGAGAAAUGAGUUGAUUAUAUCCAUGAAAUUAUCAUCUUUUUAUAGUAAAUUUAUGGUUGUAAAGUUUAAUUCAAUUUCUUUCUACAUUGGUAUCAUUAUCAUGUCAUUUCACCGUGAGACUUAUUCAAUUGGGUCAACCUAA
Molecule: messenger RNA, 651 nt
Organism: Amaranthus tricolor (Joseph's coat)
Lineage: Eukaryota; Viridiplantae; Streptophyta; Magnoliopsida; Caryophyllales; Amaranthaceae
Product: transcriptional activator TAF-1-like
Exons: 3
Coding region: 1-651 (216 amino acids)
Biological process (GO): regulation of DNA-templated transcription
Molecular function (GO): DNA-binding transcription factor activity
Source: RefSeq, a predicted model, not a curated record